AUGAACCAUAUGUUCGGAGAUUUGAGCACCAAGUACGAUAAUAUCGCAGGCCAUAUGAGACAUAUGGACAUUCAGAUAGCUCAGACUGCCGAGAGUGUCAAGAGGCAGCAAGGUACUCUACCUGGUAAAACAGACAAAAACCCCAAGGAGUGCAAUGCGGUUCAGCUAAGGAGCGGGAAGCAACUUUCCGUGCCAAAAAAGAGGAGGUUCACCGCGGCUGAGAAAGGGAAGCAAAAAGAAACGGAACAACUGCCAGCCGAUCAGGCAGAUGAGAGGAAUACAGAACCAGCACUUGAAACAAGUUCGCUAGGGCCAGAACAACCAGCUGAAGCGGUGCGCCCGAUCCCAGAGGCUGUUCCUCCUCGCAAAUAUAUUCCUAAGGUCCCUUACCCUGUUCCAGCAAGGGCCACUCGUAAGGUAAGGGCCACUUGUAAGGACAAAGAGGAAAUGAAGUGCAGGAAGAUGCUGGAGGACCUAACCGUGCGACUCCCCAUGAUGGAUGCAAUCCAGAAGAUGCCCUCCAUGCGCAGCUUUAUGAAGGGAUUGAUCUCAGGAAAAAUAUCAGAGGAGAGCGAGUUCAUGACGGUUUCCAAGGAGUGCAGCGCAGUGCUUCAGAACAGGCAGAUAAAGAAGCGAGGAGACCCCGGCAAAUUUGUCCUCUCAAUCCAGAUUGGAAAGACAGUUUUUACAUGCUCCUUGGUUGACCUUGGGUCCAGCGUGAAUCUCAUGCGUUACUAUGUGGCUCGACGUCUAGGAUGCACGCAUUUCAAACCAACUAAGAUGUCAUUAGUAUUCGCAGAUAGAUCAGUCAAAUCCCCGGUUGGUAUUCUAGAGGAUCUCCAAGUAAACGUCGGGAACACCUAUGUUCCAGCAGACUUCGUUGUUUUAGAACUGAAAGAAGAGUCUAAAGAUCCUCUCAUCUUGGGAAGACCAUUCUUAUGUACUGUUGGAGCCAUCAUUGAUGUGCGACAGGGGCAGAUUGAUUUGAAUCUUGGAGACAUAGUUAUGCAGUUCGAGAUGGAUGAGUUGCUAAAGAAGCCGAUGUUGGAUGGGCAGACCUUUGAGGUUCAUGAAGGGAUUGAUCCGCUCCAACCUCGAGAAGGAAUAAUCGAGGAGAUUCUUACCGAAGAACCACUGGAGCUUGCACUAGUGCAAGCCGAGGCCAAACAGAGUGUCGUGAACAUUGAUGCAGAUGGGUAUGCCAAGAUGCUUGACUCCGCAAGGAGUAUGGGAAGAAUGGUAGCAAGUUUAAGUCUGGGGGAGGAGAGCAACAGGGUCGAAACCACUCCAUCUAGAGCGACCCCUACACCGAACUCACAUGUUCUUUUGAACCAACCAGAGGAUCCCUGGAGCGAGCUUAAAGCUCUCAAGGUUGAGCUAAAACCCCUUCCCAAGGGGCUCAGGUUUCUUUCUGAUCCCUAUCCAUCCAGACGAUCAGGAGAAGACGAUGUUCACCUGCCCCUUUGGAACGUACGCUUACAGGAGAAUGCCAUUCGGCCUGUGCAAUGCGCCAGCAACAUUUCAGCGUUGCAUGAUGGUACUAAAAAGGUGUGA
This is a messenger RNA of Brassica oleracea var. oleracea, 1554 nucleotides long. RefSeq lists its product as uncharacterized. The coding region runs from base 1 to 1554 and encodes 517 amino acids. The record is from RefSeq and is a predicted model, not a curated record. The transcript has 3 exons. Lineage: Eukaryota; Viridiplantae; Streptophyta; Magnoliopsida; Brassicales; Brassicaceae.